GACCAUGCUGGCUGCAAGAUGGUCUCUUCAUUUUUACCAUUAAGAGACACACAGACACUGUGAGUCAGCCUGGAUCUGUUUUCACUGCCUGCUCCUCCUGUGCUGCAACUGCCGCUGUAGGGCCCCUAAAAUAUUUUCUCAACUUCUUCCAAAUCAAUGAUUCUCAUGCAACUCGACUGUGGUAGUUUCUCUUUUUUGUGUGGGGAAUAACCUACUUCCAGAGAAGUGUGGAUACGCUCUACCCACCCAUACAGACUAUGCACCAUUUUACGCAGGUUUAUUGUUUCCAUUUUAUGGCAGUAUGAAAUAGGCUAUCGAUUUAACUUGUCCUAUUUCAACUUUGGCGAAGAUUGGAUUUUUAAACGAGCUGGGCUGGGCAUCUCCGGCCGGACCCGCCUGGGAGCAGAGGAUCACAGGGACUGUGUGACUCGCAGGUCGGAGUGCGCAAAGCAACGCGCCCCUGUGAUUCAUCCGCAGUUUCCAGACGGUGCGCAGGUGGAAGAGGAGAGGAAGCAGCCGCUCAGGACGGACGGAUGAAACGACCAGGGAUGUUCAAUACGCGCAAGAUUUAUUCCACCUAAGGAACAAACUGUUUUUUCUCCACCCCUCGGUGUUGCAUUGAUUUGGAACCACUGGCUUGAUUUGGCGCAGCUGUAACCCAUUUUUCCUCCAUGACAAAAGUUUGACUGUUAAAAAAUGAUGCUCUGCUCCGCUCCUGUUUCUUCAUGCAAUGCUGUGGAUUCCGGCGUCAGCGUAAGUGGCCAGUCAUCACUUGAGAAAUAGCUGCGAUUCUUUCGGUCUUAAUUUCGGUGCCAAUUUCAACAAACAGAGGGCUUUAUUCUCUCACAUCAUCACUCGCCCGGGAUUGCAUCCAUUUGAAUUAAUGUCGCACUCCAUAAUGGACUUCCUCGGACUGUACUUCUUACAGCUGGCUCUCAUUGGAGUCCCACGUAUGGUUCUCUCUGCAGGCGGGAGGGACUGCCUGCGUGCCGGAGACACCUGCUCCAGCGACGACACCUGCAGCCCGCGACUGCGCACCCUCAGGCAAUGCGUGGCGGGGGACGGCAGCGUGAAGCUGGGGCCCGGGGCGCGAAACCAGUGUGAGAAUGCCAUGACGGCGUUGCUGUCCACUCCGCUGCACGGCUGCCAAUGUAAACGAGGCAUGAAGAAGGAGAAGAACUGCCUGAGUAUCUACUGGAGUCUGCAUCAGUCGGUGCUGCACGGACUCAGCCUGGUGGAAGAUUACCCGUAUGAACCGGAGGAGAGGGGCUCUGACUACGUUCGCUUGGCCUCCAUCGCUGCAGAGUCUGAAGUUACAACGGUGAACCGCUGCCUGGAUGCUGCCAAGGCGUGUAACAUAGAUGAGACGUGUCAGAAGCUUCGUACGGAAUACGUCUCGUCCUGCAUCCAGCCGUCAGCCCGCUCGGGGCCAUGUAACAGACCAAAGUGCAACAAGGCGCUGAGGAAGUUCUUUGACCGCGUUCCUCCCGACUACACCCACGAGCUGCUGUUCUGUCCCUGCACCGACACGGCCUGCGCAGAGCGCCGCCGGCAAACCAUUGUGCCGUCCUGCUCCUACGAAGACAAGGACAAGCCCAACUGCCUGGCUCAGCUGCGGAUCUGCAAAGCAGACUACGUGUGCAGGUCUCGCUGGGCACAGUUCCAGUAUGAUUGCCAACCUUCCGAGCAGAGCGCCACCGGCUGCAAGCAGGAUAACUACGGAGCAUGUCUACUUGCUUACACCGGCCUGAUAGGAAGCACAAUAACUCCCAACUACCUUGACAACUCCACAUCCAACACGGGACCCUGGUGCUCCUGCGCAGCGAGCGGCAACCACAGGGAACAAUGCAGCGACUUCCUCACUUCCUUCCACGACAACGUCUGCCUGAAAAAUGCCAUCCUGGCCUUCGGGAAUGGAUCGGAUGUGAAAACGGGCGCCAGCCAGCCCGGUAUGCCCAGUCCAGCGACGGACAACCAGAGCCCGCACUUGGCAACCACCGCCCCGGGUGUCUCCAUGGAAACAGAGCAGAACAUUCUGAGAGCACAGAUACCUACUCAGGUAAACGAGAAUGACAGAUUGUGGGGCGACGAGGGAGACUCCACUCUUCCCUCUCCAGGCCUGUCGGACCGCGGAGCCGAGCCCGUCCGCCUGUCCCUGCUGCUGGGCCUCGGUUGGCUGCUCCUGCUGCUGCUCUCCGACCAAUAAGAGGCCUCGGCCACCUGGCCUCCACGGACUAAACUCCAGACCUGGGGGGGAGGGUCGGUGUGAGAGAAAGAAAGAGCCAUUUCUAUGUGUCAAAUGACAGCGGGGGAAAGGGUCGACUCUGUUCUGCCUCCUCCCCUCUCCCUCUCUGUCACAGAAAUCACACUUUAUCUCUUUUUGUGAAUCAUGAGUCAGAGCAGAUGUGUUGUGCAGCCCAUGCCCUUGAGAAGACCGCCGGAGAGGGUGCCGCUACCGCACCAGGGGGAGGGGGGGGGGGGGGGAUCUAGGAAGUACACACCUCAUUACUUGCUUCACGCCUGCCCCACAUACAAACUGUUUCACAUGACACACACACGCAGACUUUGCUCAUAUGAAAAUAAUGCCCAAGCUACAACGGAAGGAGCCCGUGGGUUCAGAAGGUGUACAGUGAAGAGACACUGAAGAUGCAGUGUGGGAAAACUAAAAAAAAUAUAUAUAAAAAAUACUUUUUUUGUCCCUGAACAUUCCUUGAUGUAAAAGAAAAAUAUUAAAUGUUAAGACUUUUGUCUCAGAUAAACUGUGAUGAAGUGUAACACGAGAUUUAAGGUGGAUGUGUGUCACUCUGCUCAUUCAGCUUUGCUUUUUAUUUUAAUGCCACAUUUUGAUUUUAAUCAGACAUAAUUUUCUUACCCAGAAUGCUAGAUGGAAGCACAUAAUAUAAAUAUAUAGUUAUAAUCCAGUCAGAUCACAAUGAAUUCUUUGACUGUUUGUUGUUGUGUUUUAAGUUGCAGUAUGAAGAGUUCAUUUCCAAAUACAGAAUAUAUAUAGAAAAAAUUAAGUUGUAAAUUGAAAUUUAAAUAAUAUUAAGAUCUCCCAAAGUCUGUAAAAGUGUUUUAUUUUGUCAAUCAAGGACCUACAUUAUUUUAGCCUUUAAUUGUUUUAUUUUUAAGGCUCUAAAUCAUUUUGUAUGACUAGAUGUUCCUUUUUGCAAAUGGUGGAUACCUCACUUUGGAAGGGGACUCUUCAUAUAUUCAUUCAUUAAGCUUUUAAGUGUGGGGGCCUGAAAAACAUUUGGGUUAUUUCUUUUUCAGAAUUGUAAAAAAAAUAACGAAAAAAAAAAUUGUGGUUUUGGUGACGCAACAAAAGAUGGAUACAAGUUUAUAUUUUUUAAGUAUAUGUGGACUUUGCCGCAGAGAAAACAGACAUUUAUCGACAAGUUUGUGACCAAUCAUGCUUUGCCGUUGCGGGAGGACUGGUGGGAAAACAGACGGUGCAGGUUUUGAUGCAUGAACGGAUGCAUCUGUCUUUCGUGGGACUUGUGAGAUGAAGGUGGUGAUCCAUGUUGGCCCGCUACUAGAUGGGACUCUUUGCUCAACGUGGGACACCGGAGGAUUUACAAUAUGUACUGUCAAAGCACAACUCUGCUUUGUGAAGCGGACAUGUCUACGAAAAAAGUGUUGAGAUGGAGAUUGGUUAGCUGCAAACGCUCUUAACAAGGAAUGUGUCAUCUUCAAUACUGCCAUUCAAUUCAGUUAUCUGAAGAAACAGCCCGUUUGUUUCGCUGCAUUAUUAAAUGACACAACAUAUGCUGAUUUUAACACCAGGACAGAGAACGUGUUGGCCCAGCUACAAGCAGACCUGAUGAAAAUGACACAUUUCUAGCUCAAGUUGGACCUAAAAAAGCUCACAAUAUAAGCUCAUAAUAUUGUCAUAACAGCACAAUACUUGUUGGAUUUUGCCUGCCAAAUUCUUCAGGAAGGAAAAAAAACUGUUAAUUCUUCCUCACUGAUGUCCAUGUAUUCUUGAAAUGGGACCCCAAAUGGGUUUUAACAGGGUUGUAAGGACCUAAAAGUAAUUCAACACAUAAACGUCUGUUUUAAAGGGGCGGUACACUCAAAUCACAAGUGUUUUCUCACUUACCCUCUGUGGUACUGGGACCUGCAGAUAUCAUUGGUUUUAUUUGCCCAGGUUUUGUCAUUCUCUGCUGCCAUCCAAAUACAAUAAAGAUCAUUGAAAUUUUUCU
Molecule: messenger RNA, 4205 nt
Organism: Centropristis striata (black sea bass)
Lineage: Eukaryota; Metazoa; Chordata; Actinopteri; Perciformes; Serranidae
Gene: gfra4a
Product: GDNF family receptor alpha 4a
Exons: 8
Coding region: 884-2206 (440 amino acids)
Biological process (GO): nervous system development
Cellular component (GO): signaling receptor complex; external side of plasma membrane
Molecular function (GO): signaling receptor activity
Source: RefSeq, a predicted model, not a curated record